GCUUCCGCUGGUCACUCGCGCACCUCGGGCUGACUCACGCUGGUAGUCACAUGAUCGAGUUUGUGCCGUCAACAUCAGCUGACUUCAGAGCCUCUUUUAUUUACCCCAAACCAGACGACCCAGUCACAAGUUUAAUCGAACAGGGAAAUUAAAGUCUUCUGUAGUUGGACAGUACAGCUACGCAAUGCAGCUUUUUCAUCUGUGCUUGUUUGCUCUGUUUGCCUGGACGUCCGAUGCACUCGUUCGGAUUCCUCUGAAGAAGUUCCGGUCCAUCAGGCGGUCUCUGUCGGACUCUGGGCGGAGUGCAGAGGAGCUGCUGGCAGGAAAUGAGGGGCUGAAGUACAACCUUGGCUUCCCUUCCAGCAACAGUCCCACUCCAGAGACGCUCAAGAACUACCUCGAUGCCCAGUACUAUGGCGAGAUCGGCCUGGGCACUCCAGUCCAGCCCUUCACCGUGGUGUUUGAUACAGGGUCGUCUAACCUGUGGGUGCCCUCCGUCCACUGCUCUCUCACUGACAUAGCCUGCUUGCUUCACCACAAAUAUAAUUCUGCCAAGUCCAGCACAUAUGUGAAGAAUGGGACUGCCUUUGCCAUUCAGUAUGGGUCUGGUAGCCUGUCUGGGUAUCUCAGCCAAGAUACAUGCACGAUUGGAGACUUAGCUGUGGAAAAGCAGGUGUUCGGGGAGGCCAUCAAGCAGCCGGGCAUAGCCUUCAUCGCGGCAAAGUUCGAUGGAAUCCUGGGCAUGGCCUACCCCCGCAUCUCUGUGGACGGAGUUGCCCCUGUCUUUGACAACAUCAUGAGUCAGAAAAAGGUGGAGCAGAACAUCUUCUCCUUCUACCUGAACAGGAACCCUGAGACACAGCCUGGAGGAGAGCUGCUGCUCGGAGGGACUGAUCCUAAGUAUUACACCGGAGACUUCCAGUACCUCAACAUCAGCAGGCAGGCCUAUUGGCAGAUCCACAUGGAUGGGAUGAGUGUUGGAAGCCAGCUUACCCUGUGCAAGGCUGGCUGUGAGGCCAUUGUCGAUACAGGCACCUCUCUCAUCACCGGACCGGCCGCUGAAGUCAGGGCCCUGCAGAAGGCCAUCGGAGCCGUCCCCCUCAUUCAGGGAGAGUACAUGGUUGACUGUAAGAAGGUUCCCUCCCUGCCCACUGUCUCCUUCACCCUGGGCGGAAAGGCCUACACUCUCACUGGAGAGCAGUACAUUCUCAAGGAGACCCAGGGAGGCCAGACAGUCUGCUUGAGUGGGUUCAUGGGACUGGACAUCCCCCCACCUGCUGGGCCCCUGUGGAUUCUGGGAGAUGUGUUCAUUGGCCAGUACUACACUGUUUUUGACCGUGAGAAUAACCGCGUGGGCUUUGCCAAGUCCAGAUAGGCACAGUACCACUUUAAGGGGUAUAUUAGUGGUAAACUCAAGGCCCAAGAUAUGGAGUGAAAAUAAGAAACCUAAAGAUGCUGCAAGACAAUGAUCUCUGGUGGUUUGGAUACUUGGUAGCAAAAUGGCUGUAUAGAGUUUUAAUGCACUGUGCUUCUGUGUGCUCACAGAAUAUUAUGUUUAAAUGACUUGCGGAGCGAUCAAAAUGUUCAAAAUGAAUGAUACUGGGAGAGACGUCAUAUCUGAAUGUUUGAUACCAUUCGGUGAUCGGAGUUUUUAGCAUGUUGUGUGGUGUAUUUUUUUUGGUUGUCAUCCUCUUUUGACCAGGUGCAUGUGUGUUUAGCAAUUACGGUACAAGAUUUUAGUUCCAUUUUAACGCAGAUUUACCUGCCACUGACUG
Messenger RNA from Megalops cyprinoides (Indo-Pacific tarpon), 1775 nucleotides. RefSeq names its product cathepsin D. The transcript is spliced from 9 exons. The record is from RefSeq and is a predicted model, not a curated record. Lineage: Eukaryota; Metazoa; Chordata; Actinopteri; Elopiformes; Megalopidae. Gene Ontology annotation, molecular function: aspartic-type endopeptidase activity. Bases 185 to 1375 code for a protein of 396 amino acids. Gene Ontology annotation, biological process: proteolysis. Gene Ontology annotation, cellular component: lysosome.